This is a messenger RNA of Dimorphilus gyrociliatus, 4986 nucleotides long. The record is from the annotation of a GenBank genome assembly. Lineage: Eukaryota; Metazoa; Annelida; Polychaeta; Dinophilidae.
UAAACUGGUUUCCAGGGCUUCUGGGAUAAGAAAUUCCUGAGCGCGAUUCUAAAAACUAAAAAGUUUGAAGGUUAUGAAUCGUAUGAACAUGAUGGAUCAGUUUCAAGUUGCAGCUGAAGAAGAUGAUAUGUAUGGAGGAUUCGGAAAUCAAGUUGACGAGACUGAAACUCUUACAAAUGACCCAGCCUUUCAACAAGCGGUUAGGACUAGUCACGGUAGACGACCACCUCCGACAGCCGCUCGUUUGAAGACGGGUGUUAGGGGUAAUAUUAUUCCUCCAUCUUCAAUGGGAAGACCAGGACCGUCAUCCCUUGGAAGGCCAAUGACAGGUUCCGUCGAUGGAGCUAACAGACCUAUGACAGCAGUUCGUGGAGCUGGUUAUUCAUCUCAAGCGCGGGGAGUUGGGUAUGAUAGUGGGAAGUCUGCUGCUCCAGCACUUGAAGGAAAGGGUGAUGAUACUCCCGAAGAAAGAAUUAGACAAUUAGAAAAAAAAGUAAACGAAUUGAUAGAGGAAAGCUGCAUUGCUUCGGCCAGCGGGGAUUAUCAAACAUCCUUAGAAAAGGCAAAAGAAGCUGGUCGUAAAGAAAGAUUACUCGUACGGGAAAGGGAAAAGCUGUCAAGCGCCGAUCAGAUAAAUCUUGAUUUAACAUAUAGCGCCCUUUUCAACUUAGCCAAUCAGUAUACACUGAAUGAAAUGUACAACGAAGCCCUAAAUACUUAUCAAAUCAUAGUAAAGAAUAAAAUGUUCAGCAUGGCAGGUCGUUUAAAGGUUAAUAUGGGCAAUAUUUAUUUCAAACAAAGGCAAUAUAGCAAAGCGAUCAAAUUUUACCGAAUGGCACUUGAUCAGAUUCCCAAUACCCACAGGGGAAUGAGGAUCAAAGUGAUGCAUAACAUCAGUGUCUCUUUUGUCAAGUUGGGCCAGUAUAAUGAUGCCGUGACUUCUCUAGAAGUAAUUAUGCAGGAGGAGCCAGACAUGAGGACUGGGCUAAAUUUAGUCCUUUGCUAUUUUGCUCUAGGAGAUAAGGAAAAGAUGAAAAAAACUUUUCAAAGGAUGCUUACCGUCGAUUUAAAAAUCGACGACGAUGAAAAGUAUGCACCUCACCCAGAUGAUGCUCAACAUACUCUUAUAUUAGAAGUGAUCAAGAAUGAUAGUCUUCGACAAAUUGAGAGAGAACGCCGCAAUACAGCUGAACGCUGUAUUAAAACUGCCGCCAAACUAAUUAGCCCAGCAAUUGAACAUUCUUUUACAGCUGGCUACGAUUGGUGUAUGGAUCAAGUUAAAACGUCGAAUUUCAUGGAGCUUGCUCACGACUUGGAAAUCGAUAAGGCUAUUGGCUAUCUAAAGAAGAAAGACUUUGCACAGGCUGUCGAUGCUCUGAAAUCAUUUGAAAAGAAGGACACAAAGGUUGCUUGCACAGCAGCUACGAAUUUAAGUUUCCUUUAUUAUGUGAGCGGAGAGGAAUCAGAUUUAAAUCAGGCUGACAAAUAUGCCGAUUUGGCUCUGACGGCCGAUAAAUACAAUCCUCCAGCUUUGGUAAACAAGGGAAAUAUUUAUUUUAAAAGGAGAGACUACGAAAAAGCCCGUGAAUUUUAUAAAGAGGCUUUACAGAAUGAUUCUUCAUGUGUUGAAGCCCUUUAUAAUGCUGGCCUAUGUAACAAGAAAUUAAAACGCUACAGAGAUGCCUUAGAUUCAUUUUACAAGUUACACAGUAUUUUAAGGAAUAACGGACAAGUUCUAUUUCAAAUUGCGGAUUUGCUCGAUUUAAUGGGUGAAAACGCCCAAGCACAAGAGAUGUUUAUGCAACUUUUGGGAGUCGUUCCAACUGAUGCCGCAAUUUUAGCCAGAUUGGGUCAAAUGUUUGAUGCGGAAAAUGACAAAGCCCAAGCCUUUCAAUAUAACUAUGACUCCUACCGUUAUAAUCCCUCGAAUAUAAAAAUAAUUGAAUGGCUUGGAGCGUACUACAUUGAGAGCCAGUUCUGUGAGAAAGCAAUUCAAUAUUUUGAACGUGGGGCAAUUAUCCAGUAGGUUUUAUUGAAUAAAGUGUCCUCUAAGGAAUUCUUAUAAUGGUCAUAUAUUUCCUUCUUCACACUAAUAGACCUAACCAAGUAAAAUGGCAGCUCAUGGUUGCUUCGUGUCAUCGUCGAAGUGGAAACUACCAACAAGCAUUGGAUACCUAUAAACUGAUUCACAAAAGAUUCCCAGAUAAUAUUGAAUGUUUGUAUAACGCGAUUGGCAAAUAGCAAAAAUGAAAUAACUUGCUUUCUCUUCUUUCUCGAAAGGCUUGAAAUUUCUUAUUCGAAUUAGUUCUGAUAUGGGCUUGAAGGAGAGUGCAGACUAUGCAACAAAAUUGAAAAAGGCGGAGAAAAAUGCAAAACUGAGAGAGGACCGUAUCAAUUCCGGGAGAAGAAAGGGUAGUGGAAGAAGUCGACAGUAUAACGAUAGACAGGAUAGUGCUGGAAGUGGUAAAUACUAUCAAUAUAUAUAUACUGUAUAUAUAUGAAAUAUAUUCUUGUACAUUAAGAAAGUAACCAUAAACGUAUUUAUUACUCGAUUAAUAAUAUUUGUUAACAUCUGUUUAAAUAUUCUUUUAAUGCAUGCUAGUCGGUAGUCGACUUGGAAGCUCAACAGGUACAAGAAGCACAAUUAAUCUUUAAUCUAUAUUUAUAAAUACUGUCCAUUUUCAAUGAUAACUCAUCUUCUUUUAUAAUAGAGAGAAAUGCAACUGGUCGUGCGGGUCAUGAGAGGGCUCCUAUUACAGAGCCUGAUUCUGAUUUAUUUGCCAACGGCGAUAAAAAAGCAAUUGAUACAAAUUACGCGGAUCCUCUUGGACCAGCUGUUGAAAGGCCUAAAACAGCUGCGACUAGACGAAAAGCUGACGAGAAUGAAUUCGAGGACGAGGAACUCGGUGAUGAUCUUCUACCAGUUUAGCAUUACUUAAAUGAGAAAAUUGCACAAGAUAUAGAUAUUUAUUUAUUUUCAAAAUGUAUUUGUUCUUUAUUGCGAAAAUUCCGUCCUUCAAAUAUCAACGUAAACUGAAAAGAAAUACAAAUCAUACUCAAUUAUUCGUUUCUGCAGUAUAUAUAAUUUUCAGCUUAUUUUUUUCUUUUCUUUUCAAAUGAGAGGCACUCUUCCUUAAAUAAUGAAUGUUAUUUAGAAGAAGUUAACGAUUAAUCCCGUUAAUGAAUAAUAUACGUAUAAAGAUAAACGAAAACACUUUAUUCAUUAACUCUUCUUGAUCCACAUGGUGUCCAUGAUUUUUUAAAAACAUUCUGAAUCUCUUCUAAGGAUUUACCCUUCGUCUCGGGAACAAAGAGAGAGACGAAGAUAAUGGCUAUCAAAGCGAACGAUGUAUACAAAUAGAAAGCUCCGUAUUUGGUUAUUGCAUCGGUUAAACUUAGGAAUGUCAUAGAUAUUAUCAAAUUUGAUAUCCAAUUAACAGAUGUGGCGACGGCGUUCCCUGUGCUACGUGCCCAAAGGGGAUAUAUUUCGGCGUUAAUCGUCCAAGGCAUAGGACCCAUACCCGGGGCAAAAAAAAUUAAAUAUACUAUCAUUCCUACUAAAGCAAUCCAAGAAUAUUUAGUAGGACAAAAGUCUUCAUUAAAUUUGAAAGUAUCCCCAAUUUUGGAUUGGCAAAGAUUGCUCGUAGAAUUUUUAAUAUAAGGUAGACAAGUGGAAAAUGUGGAAUUGUAGCAGUAUCCACAGUUUUCUGCGCUGAUACAUUUGGUACAGCUUGUAUACAUAGAGCAAUGAGUAUCUGGAAUAGGAUUGUUAACUGUUGCGGAAUGAAUAGAAGAUAAUUGAAACCCAAUUCCUAGGAAAGCCAGACUGAAAGUUACUCCUACAAGACUGCUAAUAGUUAAUAAUCUUCUUCCUAUUUUUUCCACAAGGUAAAUACCAACCAAAGUAAAAAGGAAGUUGACUGCCGCAGUAACAGCAGCCAACCAUAUUGCCUUUUUUUCGUCUUCAACACCUGACAUUUUUAUAAUGGUUGCACUAUAAUACAUGACUGUAUUGAUACCAGAUAAUUGUUGGAAUAAUUGCAAACCACAGCCAACAAUAAGAGCCUUUCUCACAGUGGAAUCCAUUAGCAUUUGAAUUAGUAGAAAUCGUCGGCUAGUUCUGACAUUUUUAUCUUCUUCAAUAUUUGUUUUUAUUUCGUGUAUCUCAUCAUCUACAUUCGCGUUCCGAAUUUGGCGUAGAACAGCUAUUGCUUCGUCAUCUCGAUUUCUUGCAAAUAGCCACCUGGGAGAUUCAGGUAGAAAGAAAAAUCCAAUAAAUUGAAUGAUUGCUGGAAUGGCUGCCAAUCCAAGCAUAUAUCUCCACCCAUUAGGUUUAACACUACUGAAUAGGCCGUCUAUUAUGCUAGCAGCUAACUGUCCAAAAGUUAUAGCGCCGUUAUUCAGUGUUACGAGAUAACCUCGAAGAUUAGAAGGUGAACAUUCGGCAAUAUACAUUGGUACUGUCAUUGAUGCAAGACCUAUACCAAUGCCAACAAUAAUUCGACCAAUGAGCAGCAUUUCUUUAUUAAAAGAUACGCCAAGUAAAAGAGAACCAAGCGUAAAAACGAAACUAGCAACUAAAAUGGUACGUUUUCGCCCAAAUUUUUCAUUAAUUACCCCUCCAAUCAUUGCAAAAAUUGCUGCUGCACCCACCGUGACUGAUAUAAUUAAUUCUUGCCAAACGUGAUGUAAUUUAAAUACAUCUGCAAGUAAAAUCAUUGCUCCUGAUACAACACCAGUAUCAUAGCCAAAGAGGAAGCCUCCGAUAGUAGAGAAAAAAGCCAAUACGUAAACAAAUCUAGAAUUGUUGGCCCUAUAUUUUAUGCCACUUUCGGACUGCAAAAGUGGUUCUUCUCCUUCAUCCAUCAUAGAAUUGUCGUCUGUCAAAUGGGCGUUACUGAGUUCAAGCAUAGGCCAAUCAAAAAAACCAAUUAAACAUUUUAAUCUUUAUCAGGAAAACACAUAUAAACAGGCGUCAGAUGGCGC